UGUCGUAGGACAUUGGACAUGCGCUCAGCUCUCGAAAAGAUCUAGCACCUUGAUUAGACACUCGCCGUCAACUGAAUCAUGUCUUCCCGAAUGGCCACUAGCACGCUAAGGACGCUUCGAGCGGUCCGACCCGCUCGUCUGCAAGCCUGUCGACCUGUUGCAGCAUUCUCGACCUCCUUCGCGCGAUGUGCUGAAGCCGAAUCGUCGACACCCUUGUCGCCAAAAAUCGCUCCGAUUGUGGAUCAGAUUUCGGGACUGACGCUUCUGGAGGUAUCGGAACUGGUCAGCGCUUUGAAGACACGGUUAAACAUUACCGAGGUGGCCAUGCCCGCCGCUUCUGCACCUGUAGGAGGUGCUGCUGCUCCCGCUGCUGCCGAGGCACCAGCUGAGGAAAAGCCCAAGGAGAAGACCAUCUUCACCGUCAAGCUGGAGAAGAUUGACCCUGCCGCCAAGGCCAAGAUUAUCAAGGAAGUUAAAGCGAUCAUGCCCAAUAUGAACCUGGUGGAGGCAAAGAAGUUUGUGGAGUCCGUACCCAAGACUCUCAAGGACAACCUACCAAAGGAGGAGGCUGAGAAGCUGAAAAAGACCUUGGAGGCCCUCGGUGCCACUGUAUCGCUCGAGUAAGAGGACCCCUCGCAAUCAUGACAUGACAUAGCACAAUAUCACGACACCAUCGAGAACCAUUUCGUCUUGACAAAGGAAGGAACGUUCGACCAAUCAAAAACUGCCUUACCUCGGCUUAGACGGUGGUCUGUGAUGUCAGAAUCGACUUCCGCUGAUCUCCUGCUGUCACGAUGAGAAGGAGGCUCCUGCAGAUCCGCACGACAGACUGAGAAGGGGUUAGGCUUGUCGGCCGAGUUCCGUCCGAACCUCCCUAUGGUAACGUGGACGCAUGGCGUGCAGAUCGCCGAUUCGCUUGGGGAGAUGAUCUUCCUUUGUUCCUCAAUCGGGCGUGAUCAGCUACAUGUCUCUCGGAG
Messenger RNA from Filobasidium floriforme, 977 nucleotides. RefSeq names its product ribosomal protein L7/L12 C-terminal domain-containing protein. The record is from RefSeq and is a predicted model, not a curated record. Lineage: Eukaryota; Fungi; Basidiomycota; Tremellomycetes; Filobasidiales; Filobasidiaceae. Bases 79 to 624 code for a protein of 181 amino acids. Gene Ontology annotation, molecular function: structural constituent of ribosome. Gene Ontology annotation, biological process: translation. The transcript has 6 exons. Gene Ontology annotation, cellular component: ribosome.